Penicillium manginii is the source of this 4131-nucleotide messenger RNA. Its product is annotated as pleiotropic drug resistance family ABC transporter. Gene Ontology annotation, biological process: transmembrane transport. The coding region runs from base 1 to 4131 and encodes 1376 amino acids. Gene Ontology annotation, molecular function: ABC-type transporter activity; ATP hydrolysis activity; ATP binding. Gene Ontology annotation, cellular component: membrane. The transcript is spliced from 6 exons. The record is from RefSeq and is a predicted model, not a curated record. Lineage: Eukaryota; Fungi; Ascomycota; Eurotiomycetes; Eurotiales; Aspergillaceae.
AUGGAGGUCAAUCGCGACCCCGAGAAAGCGAUGUACCGGGCGAGUUCGCUCGGAAAGCCCUCCGGGCGAUCUUCCUCCCCAAUGGCGGACCCUAUUGUUAGCUCCAGCGCGGAGCAGUCAAACGACGAAUCCGGCCAAAAGACCGGCCCCCGAGACAUCGCACAAUGGCCCAUCACUCCAGAUGUACUACAAAUACGACAACGUAACGAGUCUAACGGUGGGAAAUCGAAGAAGCUGGGUGUGACAUGGCAGAACCUUACAGUGAAGGGCAUCAGCAGUGAUGCGCUUUACAACGAAAAUGUUCUCUCUCAAAUCAACCCAUUCGGGAAGGGCAGAAAGAGCCCACCACUGAAGACUAUUAUCGACAACUCUUCUGGGUGUGUCAAACCCGGUGAGAUGUUGCUUGUUCUUGGAAAUCCAGGAGCUGGAUGCACAACACUGCUUAGUGUUCUAUCAAACCACAGAAAUGGCUUCGCAGAAAUUACUGGCGACGUCUCGUUCGGUUCCAUGACCAGUCAAGAAGCCAAGCAAUAUCGUGGUCAGAUCAUCAUGAACACAGAGGAGGAGAUCUUCUUUCCAGCUCUUUCAGUUGGUGACACCAUCAACUUCGCCACACGUUUGAAGGUGCCCUUCCACCUGCCACCGGACAUCAAGAACGAGGAGGAGUACGCCCAAAUAUACAAAGAAUUCCUCUUGAAAUCUCUCGGUAUCACUCACACAAAAGAUACCAAGGUCGGAGACGAAUUCAUUCGUGGCGUUUCGGGUGGCGAGCGCAAGCGAGUGUCCAUUCUCGAAUGCCUUGCGACUAGAGGCAGCGUCUUCUCCUGGGAUAACUCCACUCGUGGUCUCGACGCGAGCACUGCGCUAGAUUGGACGAAAGCCAUGCGCGCCAUGACAGACAUUCUUGGUCUCACUACAAUUGCCAGUCUGUACCAAGCUGGUAAUAGAAUCUAUGAGCAGUUCGACAAGAUCCUGAUUCUCGACAGCGGCAAGCAGAUCUUUUACGGACCUCGAGAUGAAGCUGUGCCAUACAUGGAGGAUCUUGGCUUCCUAUGCGACCCUGCAGCCAACAAGUCUGACUUCCUCACGAGCGUAUCGGUGCCUGCUGAGGCCCAAGACAAGCACAAGAACCUCCCAAAGAAAGCUGCGGAAUCCGCAGGAUAUUUCCAUCAAGUGCACACGGCUACCAUACGCCAAUUUCAGAUCCUCUGGGGCGACAAGAAAACUCUGUUCAUCAAGCAAGCCUCAACUAUCGUUCAGGCGUUGAUCGGUGGCUCGCUCUUCUACAAUGCCCCGGACAACACGGCGGGCUUGUUCAUUAAGGGAGGCUCACUCUUCUUCUCUCUAUUAUAUCCUACCUUCAUCGCUCUCGCCGAGGUUACGGAUUCGUUCGUCGGCCGACCCAUCCUAGCCAAACACCGAGACUUCGCUCUUCACCAUCCAUCUGCCUUUGUCUUCGCUCAGGUUAUUACCGACAUGCCGAUCAUGCUCUUCCAAAUCUCGCACUUUGGAAUUGUGCUGUACUUCAUGACUGGAUUCCAGUACACCGCCCAGGCUUUCUUUAUCUUUUGGCUCAUCAACUUGAUCUCGGCCCUGGCUAUGACACAGCUGUUCAAGCUCAUUGGUGCCGCUUUCCCGAAUUUCGACGCAGCAACUAAAGCUUCUGGAUUCACCAUCGUCGCUGCCUUCACAUAUGCAGGAUACAUGAUUCCCAAGCCCGACAUGCACCCUUGGUUCGUUUGGUUCUUCUGGAUCAACCCCAUGGCCUACGCGUUUGAAGCAUUGCUCGCGAACGAGUUCCACGACCAGGUGAUUCCUUGUGUGGGCCCAUUCCUAGUUCCAAAUGGCGAAGGAUACAGCCCCGAAACAGGAGGCGGACAAGCAUGUACCGGCGUCCGUGGUGCGCCUCCUGGAGCAAUUAGCGUUACUGGUGACCAAUACCUGGCUUCCAUGUCCUUCAGCCACAGCAACCUUUGGCGCAACUUUGGCAUUCUCUGUGCCUGGUACGUUUUCUUCGUGGCAAUGACCGUCUUCUUCACUUCCAGGUGGAAGCAGAGGGGCGAAGGUGGUCGCGGCCUCCUCAUCCCCCGUGAGAAGCAGAAGAAUGUAUCUAAGGCCCUGGCUGCGGAUGAGGAAUCCCAGGCCGUCAAGAAGCCAUCUGAGAACUCCGGCUCCGAUUCCGAGAAUUCUGACGCAACCAUCGACUACCAGCUCGUCAACAAUACAUCGGUCUUUACCUGGAAGAAUCUGACUUAUACCGUCAAGACGCCGCAUGGCGAUCGUGUUCUUCUCGACAACGUUCAAGGAUUUGUCAAGCCCGGUACACUCGGCGCUCUUAUGGGAUCUUCAGGUGCCGGAAAGACUACAUUGCUCGACGUUCUAGCUCAACGUAAGACUGACGGUACCAUUCAUGGCUCCGUUCUAGUCGAUGGUCGCCCGCUCCCUGUGUCCUUCCAGCGAUCUGCCGGCUACGUCGAACAGAUGGAUGUCCACGAGCCAUUGUCCACGGUGCGCGAGGCUUUGGAAUUCUCUGCUCUUCUUCGUCAGAAUCGUGAAAUUCCCCGCAAGGAGAAGCUCCGCUAUGUGGACAUGAUCGUCAAACUUCUACAGUUGGAAGAUCUCGAGCACACUCUAAUCGGUCGCCCUGGUGCCGGUCUUUCUGUCGAACAGCGCAAGCGUCUCACAAUUGGUGUUGAGCUCGUAGCUAAGCCCAGUAUUCUGAUCUUCCUCGACGAACCUACUUCUGGUCUCGAUGGUCAAGCUGCAAACAACACAGUACGCUUCUUGCGCAAACUCGCGGGAGUCGGACAAGCUGUCCUCGUCACGAUUCAUCAGCCAUCGGCCGAGCUCUUUGCCCAAUUCGACACCCUCCUCCUACUGGCGAAGGGUGGCAAGACUGUAUACUUUGGCGAUAUCGGCCAUCAUGCAAGGACCGUCAAUAAAUACUUCGCUGAUCAUGGCGCACAAUGCCCCCGAGAGGCCAACCCUGCCGAGCACAUGAUUGAAGUCGUAUCAGGAAGUCUUUCUAAGGGCAAAGACUGGAACCAAGUCUGGCUCAACUCGCCAGAGCACGAGAAGAUAACUCAAGAGCUUGACACUCUUGUCGCCGAUGCCGCCGCCCAACCGCCUGGAACUGUCGACGAUGGCCAUCAAUUCGCCGCGCCCAUGUGGGAGCAGGUAAAGCUUGUCACGCACCGCAUGAACAUAUCCUUGUUCCGUAACACCGAGUACAUCAACAACAAGCUCAUCUUGCAUAUACUCCUGUCUCUUUACAACGGCUUUUCGUUCUGGUCGAUUGGUAACAGCGUCAGCGAUCUCCAGCAACGCCUCUUCACGGUCUUCAGUUUCCUUUUUGUCGCCCCUGGUCUCAUCUCCCAGCUUCAGCCUAUCUUCAUCGAUCGCCGCAACGUGUAUGAGACGCGCGAGAAGAAGAGUAAGACCUACCACUGGGUGCCAUUCGUCACUGGCUUGAUCGUUUCUGAGUUGCCCUACCUGGUCGUCUGUGGUGCGUUGUACUUUGUGUGUUGGUACUGGACUGCUGGAUUGCCAAAUGAUACCAAGUGGGCAGGAAGCACAUUCUUCGUCGCAAUGUUUUACGAGAUGUUGUACACCGGUAUUGGACAAUCGAUCGCCGCGUACGCUCCCAACGCAACAUUUGCAUCUCUCGUCAACCCGCUGGUCAUCACCACCCUCGUAUCAUUCUGCGGUGUCUUCGUUCCUUACUCCCAGAUCACACCUUUCUGGAGAUACUGGCUCUACUACCUCGAUCCUUUCAACUACCUCUUCGGUGCCUUCCUCACCUUCACCACCUUCUCCGUCGAUAUCACUUGUGAACGGGGUGAGCUCGCGGUCUUCAAUCCUCCUGCGAACGAGACAUGUGGCGACUAUCUCUCCGCCUAUCAGCAAGGCAUGGGACGUGGCACGAACCUUUUGAACCCAGGCGCUACGGAGAACUGCGAGGUGUGCCGAUACACUACUGGACACGACUACUUGAAGACACUCAACUUGAACGAAGAGUACUACGGCUGGAGGAAUGCCGGGCUGGUUGUAUUGUGGGCUGGAGUGUUCUACGCCCUGGUGUUCUUGAUGAUGAAGCUGCGAACUAAGGCGACGAAGAGGGCAUCUACGUAG